AUGGGUGUCCUCCAGAAGCUCAACCGCAAGGCCGGCGUCAUCGUCGGUGACGACGUCCUGCGUCUCUUCGAGUACGCUCAGGAGAAGCAGUUUGCUAUCCCUGCCAUCAACGUCACCUCGUCGUCCACCGUCAUCUCCUCUCUUGAGGCCGCCCGCGACCAGAACUGCCCCGUCAUCCUGCAGAUGUCGCAGGGUGGUGCGCAGUUCUUCGCGGGCAAGGGCGCCAACAAUGACGGCCAGAAGGCUUCGAUCGCCGGCUCCAUUGCCGCGGCCCACUACAUCCGCAGCAUUGCGCCCACCUACGGCAUCCCCGUGGUCCUGCACACCGACCACUGCGCUAAGAAGCUCCUGCCUUGGCUCGAUGGCAUGCUCGACGAGGAUGAGCGCUACUUCAAGCAGCACGGCGAGCCUCUUUUCUCCAGCCACAUGAUCGAUCUGUCGGAGGAGCCUGUCGACUACAACAUCCAGACCACCGCCGCCUACCUGAAGCGCGCUGCCCCGAUGAAGCAGUGGCUCGAGAUGGAAAUCGGUAUCACCGGUGGUGAGGAGGACGGCGUCAACAACGAGGACGUCGACAACAACUCCCUCUACACCCAGCCCGAGGACAUCCUGGCCAUCCACAACACGCUGUCCCCGAUCAGCCCCUACUUCUCGAUCGCGGCUGGCUUCGGCAACGUGCACGGCGUGUACAAGCCGGGCAACGUUCGCCUGCACCCGGAGCUGCUGCAGAAGCACCAGGCUUUCGUGAAGGAGAAGACCAGCUCGCCCAAGAACAAGCCCGUCUUCUUCGUCUUCCACGGCGGCUCCGGCUCGUCCAAGGCCGAGUUCAAGGAGGCCAUCAGCUACGGCGUCGUCAAGGUCAAUGUCGACACCGACAUGCAGUACGCCUACCUGUCCGGCGUGCGCGACUUCGUCCUCGGCAAGAAGGACUACCUCCUCAAGCAGGUGGGUAACCCGGACGGCGAGGACAAGCCCAACAAGAAGUACUUCGAUCCCCGUGUUUGGGUCCGCGAGGGUGAGAAGAGCAUGAGCAAGCGUGUCCAGGAGGCCCUUGAGGACUUCAACACUGCGGGCCAGCUGUAA
Molecule: messenger RNA, 1083 nt
Organism: Penicillium lagena
Lineage: Eukaryota; Fungi; Ascomycota; Eurotiomycetes; Eurotiales; Aspergillaceae
Product: fructose-bisphosphate aldolase FBA1
Exons: 3
Coding region: 1-1083 (360 amino acids)
Biological process (GO): glycolytic process; gluconeogenesis
Cellular component (GO): cytosol
Molecular function (GO): fructose-bisphosphate aldolase activity; zinc ion binding
Source: RefSeq, a predicted model, not a curated record